AUGGACAGGAGUAUGAUCGAUGCUGCAAAUGGAUGUGUGUUGGUGAUUAAAACUCCUACUCAAGCAAGGGAACUAAUUGCAAACAUGGCCGCCAAUGCACAACAAUUUGGCAAUAGACAAGAGUCCAUCCCGAGGAGAGUCGAUGAGGAGGAGCAAGAGAAGGAUAUUCUUGAGACAUUUCGCAAGGUUGAGGUAAAUAUUCCCCUCCUUGAUGCAGUCAAGCAAGUACCUCGCUAUGCUAAAUUCCUUAAGGAGUUAUGUACUACUAAGAAAAAGCUGAAAGGAAACGUUAAGAUUGAAAGAGCAAUGUUAGAUCUAGAAGCUUCGAUAAAUGUCAUGCCCCAUUCUAUUUACACAACUUUGAACCUUGGGCCAUUGAAAGAAACGAGAGUGAUUCUACAACUUGCUGAUCGAUCCACUACAUAUCCAAAGGGAGUUUUGGAGGACGUCUUAGUCCAAGUCAAUGAUCUGGUCUUUCCUGUUGAUUUUUAUGUGAUUGAUAUGGAAGAAGAUAAUUCUUCCAAUUCAACUCCAAUUUUGUUGGGAAGCCCAUUUCUUAAGACAUCCAAGACUAAAAUCGAUGUGCAUAAGGGGACACUUACCAUGGAAUUUGAUGAUGAGAUUAUCAACUUUAAUAUUUAUGAUGCCAUGAAAUAUCCUAGUGAUGAUAAUCCUAUUUAUUCUAUUGAUGUGAUUGAUUCUUUAGCACAGGAAGUUUUUGAACUUGGUGGGAAGGAGGGAUUCGGAAUUUCCAUUACUAAGCAUCCUGAGGAAGAGGAGUUAAUCUUGAAUUCUAAAUUGCAGGAAACUGUUGCAACAUUGAAUGAUUCUCUGGAGUUACAACAGUCAGGUAACGUUCCUUAUAUUCCGUUACCAAUUUCUAAUGAGAGACCUUUACCCUCUAUUUUGCAGGCCCCUAUUCCAGAUUUGUACCCACCCAUGAUGGUUGAAAGGGGAGAACACCGGAAGUUGCAACUACAAAAGUUAGAGGAUCUGGUUUAUGAUGAUUAA
Messenger RNA from Nelumbo nucifera (sacred lotus), 1011 nucleotides. The record is from RefSeq and is a predicted model, not a curated record. Lineage: Eukaryota; Viridiplantae; Streptophyta; Magnoliopsida; Proteales; Nelumbonaceae.